Molecule: messenger RNA, 2206 nt
Organism: Kockovaella imperatae
Lineage: Eukaryota; Fungi; Basidiomycota; Tremellomycetes; Tremellales; Cuniculitremaceae
Product: putative gamma-glutamyltranspeptidase 1 precursor
Exons: 12
Coding region: 112-2151 (679 amino acids)
Biological process (GO): glutathione catabolic process
Cellular component (GO): fungal-type vacuole; plasma membrane
Molecular function (GO): glutathione gamma-glutamate hydrolase
Source: RefSeq, a predicted model, not a curated record
GUAGCCGCCGUGUUCGGAUCUAGCAUUAUAGGGGAAGCCCGAAUCAGUCCUUGUGACAUCCUACCGUUCCUCUUGUCUCUACGCUCGUGAAGUGCAGACGGGACAGCAAGAAUGCCUUCCUCAUCCUCUCGUGAGGCUCAGGAUAGAGCAGAGAGGGAGAGACUGCUGCCGAACGAGAACGAGCGCAAUGGUCCCGACAAUCAACGAACCCCAAGCUCGUGGUGGACUCCUCGAAUGUUUUCCGGGUGCAACGAUCCGAAUUCGGUAGAGGAGGACGAAGAGGAUGGUGUACCAUCACGCUAUCCAAAGCGAUCAAGCAGCAAAUUCUGGAUCCAAUCCUCGACUUACCUUGUUAUCCUCGUCACUGGAAUUUUCCUGGGUCUCGUGGCGUCAAAGAUGCACAGAGAGAUCAAGGCGUCUCGAGGCAACGGAUUCCCCACAGAAGCAGGAUAUCCCAAGAUACCUCCUCCGAGCGGUCUUCCGAGACCUCCCGCAUACCUUGUCAAUGGGACACACGGCGCAGUCGCUUCCGAAGAGGUGACCUGUUCGAACCUUGGUCUAUCCAUUCUUAAAGAUAAAAACGGCACGGCUGUAGAUGCCGCUGUCACUACGGCUCUAUGCGUCGGACUCCUGAACGCCUUUGCAUCUGGUAUCGGAGGUGGAGGUUUCAUGGUCAUUCGAAUCCCAGAACAUUCCCCGCUACCUCACCACAAAGCUCGAGAGGCCGGGAUCUGGGCCGUUGACUUUAGGGAGACGAGUCCGGCCAAAAGUCAGAAGGAGAUGUACGGGGAGAAAAAGGCAGGAAGAGUGGCUGCUCAGAAUGGCGGAUUAGCCAUUGGCGUGCCUGGAGAGCUCAGAGGUCUGGAAAUGGCACACGAGAUGUACGGGACCUUGCCUUGGGAGGAGCUGGUCAUGCCUGUCGCUGAGCUAGCUAAACGAUAUCAAGUUAGUAGAAUCCUAGCGAAGCGUAUAAGGUCCAUGGGUGAAUCCUGGAUGAAGAACUUUGACGCGUGGAAACAAGUCUAUGCACCGGAUGGUCAAUUCGUCGUCGAGGGCGAUUGGAUCGCACGGAAGAAUUAUGGAAAGACCCUCGAGACAAUUGCCAGGCACGGCGCUUCUGCCUUCUACGAGGGUGAAAUAGCCAAGAAGAGCGUUAGGACCAUCCAAGGAUACGAUGGAAUAAUGGAUGAGGAAGAUCUCAAGAGCUUCAAAGCUCGUCGAUACCCUGCCAUUCAUCAGACAUACCAUGGGAAGACGAUCUAUACAACCUCGGCGCCAACAUCUGGAGGUGUCAUGCUUGGAAUCUUGAACCUUCUCGAACCGUACAACUUCCAAGAGUCAUCUUGCCUGGAUUCUCACAUCAAUCAGCAUCGCCUGGUAGAGGCCAUGAAAUUUGGAUUUGGGGCCCGAUCGGAAGUCUGUGAUCCUGCCUUUGCGCAAAACGCCUCAAGAUUCGAUGAAUUUUACUCGAAGGAAUGGGCAGACGCUAUCCGACCCUUGAUCACCGAUAACACGACACACGACUACAAAUACUAUGGUCUCGUUCAUGACACACCAAUUGAUAAAGGAACUACGCAUCUCAGUGUCGUUGACCAGUGGGGCGGGGCAGCCAGUGUGACCAGCACGGUCAACGGAAUAUGGGGAAGCAAGGUCAUGGAUCCUGAGACGGGUAUCAUCUUCAACAAUGAGCAGGACGACUUUGCAAUUCCUGGUGCAGCGGAUCAGUUUGGCCUCCAGCCCAGCCCUUGGAACUACCCGGCACCGGGGAAGAAACCUCUCUCGUCCACCGCUGCCACUAUUAUACUCAACGACGAUGGCUCACUGCACGCGGUUUUGGGCGGCUCCGGCGGAUCACGCAUCUUCCCUUCCAUUGUUCAAGUCAUUCUAAACCUUGAAUGCGGAUACGACAUCUCGGCAGCGAUCGAGAGACCGAGAAUACAUAAUCAAAUCGUCCCUCAGAUCACUACGAUCGAAGUAGGACCAGAGGGGGAAGACAAGGGGUUGUCGAAGUCACUCAGAGCGAAAGGUCACGAGUUGUUGCUGUUCGACGUCAAUCUGGGUAUCGCAGAAGUGCAAGGAGUCAUCCUGGACAAUGGAACUUUAUGGGCUGCUAGUGAUUCAAGGAAGCAUGGUGUCGCCGCUGCGUACUAAGGCACUUGGGCGAGUGUGAAUCAAUCUCGUGUGGGUUGAGAUGCCAUGCAUGGGA